ACCCAAAUCAUAUUCAAACAUUAUAUGAUUCUCAUAAACUAGCUCUAACAAUGGUUCCAUAAUCCAUCAUAAUUUCUCCGUCAUUUGGACGAGUGGUUGUGUAACGAGUUAAUAUAAAAGUGGAAUUCCCCACAAAAUGAGAAUGUGGUAUUUGUGAGUUAUUUCACAAUAACUACCCCUAUGAGGUAUUGACAAUAACUCAUUAAUGAGUUAUUUCAAAUUAACUCGGGGUCGUUUGGAUGGAGUAUUUGUAUGAGUUAUUUCAAAUUAACUCGGGGUCGUUUGGAUGGAGUAUUUGUAUGAGUUAUUUCAAAAUGAGUUAUUUGAAAUAACUUAUACCCAUGUGUUAUUUCGAAAUAACUCAUUUUAUCACUCUGUUUUUACCAAAAUACCACAUGUCAAAUACCACAUUUGCAUGGUUCAACCAAACGAGAUACUUUAUUUCAAUUACCACUGAAAUACCACAUGAACAAUAAAUAAGUUAUUUGACUCUACAAAUACCACAUUAACAAACGGUUAAUUGCACCUAAAUAACUCAAAAUGAGUUAUUUGGGUAACUCAUCCAAACAACCCACAAUCCAUGACAGUUUGACACUUGACAGUUGACACCACUACGUCUUCUUUUUCCUUCCCACUUGAUGAAUGAAAUCCUUGUACGUUUGUCUUUUAUCUGGAAUUGCAAUCCACAAUUUAUUACUGUGAGCAGAAAGGGACGUAUUUAGUCUCCUCCCGCUUGAGUUGAGUGCGCAUGUAAUAUCUUAAAACUGAUUAAGAUACUUCCUUAAUCCUUAGUUGUUAAUUUUAUAAAUUAAUUCAUCGCUUGCUUCCUUGAACGUCAAUUAAUUCCUUUAAAUUAACGGCCUACUGGGUUUCUCUUGGUUUCUUCGGCUGGUCAAAAAGCUUCUGGAGGACCAGUCCCCUUCCUGGCAGAGACCGCAGAAUAGGUUGUUGGGCAAUAGUUCAGAUGAAAGCCCUCAUCUUUUUGCGUUUUCCCACUAUUUAGUCCCCAGAGUUCUACUCGGUUGUCGAAUCGAGCUCUUAUUCUUAUAGAUUUCAAAUAACUCUAUCGGGUUUAUCGUAUUUAGGAUAAUAUUGGGUUCGGAGUUGAAACGGGUUUUUAGUAUUGAAAUUAUGAUUUGUAAGACAUUAAUGAUAUAAUUUGGUGGAGAUAACAUGUGACACACCAAGCCUUACCCUAUUUGUGGGUUUUAGUGAUAAAGAUAGCACCAAAAAUUCUAAAAUAACCAAUCAUUCCAUAUGUGUCUGGAUUUGGCUAAUCAUUUAUAUUGCAGUUAUGAGUUUCCAAUCAUCUAUAUAUAUUUCAUUUAUAAGAAAGGUAAGUAGAACAUGUUCAAUGUUACACACCUUCUUUCUAGACAUAUCCAAUCAUAGCAAUCAAAUGUCUUUUUCAACUUGCUGUAAUUAAUCGUUGGGCAAUUUUUGCAUCUCUGAAAUCUUUCAUACAAAGUUUUAACCUCUUUCUCAUUAAUUGCUCACCUGACGCUCGUGAUGUUAAUGUAUGUCUUUUGAGAUCCUACAGGCUGCAAUAUAGAAGAGAUGAGAUCUUUAUCGUAGGAAGAGUGACUCAAAAUCUUAUGAUAGAGCACUCAGUGAAAAAAAACCCUCAUUCAAUAUUUAUCCCACUCAAGUCUUCCAAAUCAACAAGGAAUGGAUCACACUCGGGCGGGCAGUAUGAUGUCAGAAGAUCAGAGUGGUUAGAUUGUCUUUGUUAGGGGGGGUGCAUAUCAAGUAUAUCGAUGAUCCUCCAUUAGUGGAACUAUUUGUCUGGAUUGUGACCUCUCACAGAUUCGAUUCGAAGGAGACGCGAAGAUGGUCAUUGAUAAGAUAAACCAGACCGAUACACAAGAUAAUCGAUCUGGAGCCAUUCUCGAGGAAGUUUUUUUUGUUUGUUGGCAGAUCAUAAUGGUCUUCAUGUACGAUUUGUAAGUUAGAAUAGCAACAGGGUAGCCCACUUUGCGACUAGAAAGACCCUGUCUUCAUGUACGAUUUGUAAGUUGGAAUAAGAAUAGGAUAGUCCAAUGUAUAGUGUAUUCGAUCUCUUUUUAAUCUAUACAAGAUUAUCUUUUGUAAAAAAAAAAAAAACCGUUCCAAUCAUCGUCCAGGGAUUAUCAAGUAGCAAAGAAACCAAAAAACCAAACUUAUAGUUACAUUAAGUUGUGACCUAUCAAAAUUAAGCAUGCAAGCGGAAAUUUCACAAGCUGCCGCCUGCCCUGGGUACCAAAAUGAAACUUUCCCGCCUCUCCCAAAACUGAACAGUUUCAUGUCUGCCAUGCAUUAGUCCAUGAAAUCAUACCGUAUCGAUAGUUCAACCAAAAAAUACAAGUAUUGGAGACUAAAUCAGUAAACGGUAUUUAACAAUACUAACGGUUGAAUUACGAUUAAACCACGAUUUUGUCAUAAAAUACCCACUUUCCCGAUACGACCUCCGAUACGGUUUCAUGACCACUCUGCCCCGCAGAACACCAGAACUCGAAAUUCCGCGUAAUAUUCCAUACAAAAAAAAAAGUUCCGUGUAAUAAAUAAAUUGAGAAAACAAAGUUAAAAAUAAAAACAGGAAGAAAAAAAAAACGAUUAACCUACCAAAAUAUAAAUUAAAUUUUUUAAUAACGACACGAAGAUGAACAAGAACGAAGAAUUUCAGUCCCCCGCCCGCCUGUUUCGCGGAUUCAGUUUUUUUCCUUCCUUCUGUUAUUAGUGUAAAUCCCAAUCAAGCAACCCGUCUUCUUCGAUCUAAAUCGCAUCAUUAUCCUUUUUUUUUUUUUUACUUUCUGCCUUCCCUCUAAUUUCCCAAUUUCCCCCCGCUCCCGCAAACCUCUGGAUUCCCUCCGGCGAUGACGACAACGUCGACGUCCGCCAUGGACGAUCCUUUGAUUUUACCGAUACACCACUUUCUCUGAUUGUCGCGGGGGAAAAAUACCAAAACCGCCGCCCGAGGGGCAAAAUAGAAAAAAAUUCAGAGGAAGGAGAGAAUUCGAUUUCGCCCUUCUUCUUCUUCUUUAAUUCGAUUCCGAUUCUUUUCGAUUUUCUCCCCCCCUUUUUUCCUUUUUCAAUCGAAUGGGGCGGAAGGACCUUUUCCCUCCGUCGCUAGGCAGCCGGAAGAAGCAACCGUUGCUCGCCGAUAAGCCGCACCCGAAACCGACGGAGGGGGCAGCGGCGGAGAAGAAUGGAGGCGGAGGAGGGGUUAGGGGGAGGAGGCUGGAGAGGAAGAACGCGAUCCAGACGAAGAGGGCGGGGGAGGUGGCGGGAGGCGCGGCGGCGGAGUGCGCGGCGGUCUGCUGCUGCUGCCCGUGCACGCUGAUGAACAUCGUGGUGAUGGCGGUGUACAAGGUCCCCGCGGGGCUGUGCCGGAAGGCGAAGAAGCGGCGGCGGCGGAAGAAGAAGCAGCAGCAGCAGAACCAGCACGGCGGGCUGCUGGCGCCGCCGGCGACGACGACGAGCAGCAGCGGCGGCGGGUCGAGGGAGGAGUUGGAGAGGGAGGUCAGGGAGGUGGUGGAGCGAGGGCGAGAAGGAGGCGCCGCCGCCGCCGACGACGGCGCGAAGAAGACGGAGGAUUUGGAGAAGGAGAUGUGGAGCCGUUUCCACGGGACGGGGUUCUGGAGGAGCCCGUCGCAAAAGGACACGUAAGAUCUGUUCUGCGACCCCGUCGCGCCGCCAUCGGACGGUGGUGAUUGGUUAGAUUUGUUGAUGAUUUGGACGGUGGUGAUGGAUCGUAAGUGUAUAGAUGAGAGAUUUAUGUACAUUGGUGAAUAUAAUUUUGAUGGGGAAUUUUGUUUGUGCCUUUUUUUUUAGUAAUAUUUUUUUUUUGUCCAGAGGGAGUGUCCUGAUAUGUACUUUGGGGAGGGAGUUGGUGGGUACAAAUUUGGUUAAAUGGGCCCAAGCUUUGUUAUCACCAUGAGAGGCCCAAAACGGAGGUGUGUGGGCCAUGUGGGUUUUGUGUAGUGGGCCAGAUGAGCUGCUGUUGUUGAGGAAUGAGGAUGAUGAAUGAAAGAAUGAAUGGUUUGGGUGGAUUAUGAUUCUUAAGCAUAUGGUGUCCAGAUCUGUGCAAACUAAUUCAAGCUAAUAUGAGCCGGCUUUCGUUUGUGAGGGUGUGCUAGUAUAUGGUAUAUGAUACAUCAUUGAACAUCUCCCAAUAACUCGAGUUAUUUGAAUCAACUGAUUCCUGACAACGAUAAUAUUCAAACCGUGCCUGACUCCUGACCUGAUCAAAUAAAUUUAAAAAAUUGAGCUAGCAUAACACUAAACUAACGUACCGUUCCAAACACAACAUAAGAUAAAAUGAGACUGAAACGUGCAUGUGCCGUGCCGGCCCAAACAUAGCCCAACGCCUAGGUAGAGCCACUACUGACUACUCCUUGGUUCCAUUUUAUGCUUACAUAAUAGCGUUAUGAGAUGCUAGCUAGGUUUUGCUUUGUGUUGUAAAUACUUCUUCGACACAAUUUUCUGUAUAGUUUUGGUCCUAACUAACAUGGGGGAUUUCAGAUUUGGGGUGGUUAGCAUGUCAAAACCCAAUUGCCAUAAACGUUUGCCAAUUUCAGAAACUGGCCUGCUCUCUCAGCUCUUCCCCACCACCACACAUUUUGCCGCAAGUUGGGUCCUCCAUUUUUACACGAAGCAAAUGCAGUGCAUUGAAAUUUCGACUCAAUUGUGACCAGACAUAGAAAUUAAUCUCGGUCCUGUGACAACAAUAUAUCAUUCAUCGACAUCACCACCAAUCAGAAGUCUGAAAACAUCUAAUAUUAUGGGUGGCCACACGCAGAAAUGUAAGCUCGUAUUAAACGCUCACAGGAUUUGCCGAGUAUCUAUUGGGGCUCGGGAUUUGCCGUCGCAAGACGGAUUUCUCCUCGUAUAAAAAAAUAAUAAUUAUUCUUUUAUACAUUGUUUCAAGGAAGGAUAACUCAAAAAGAGUUAAAAUGCUCUUGGUGAAGUAUAGUGAUACUACAUAGAAAAUCAGUUCAUUUCAAUAAUUCGUAUUAUUGAAAGAUGUACAAAAUGAACUUGGUGGUUUCUAGAUUCUGAAUACAGGAACCCCACGUGAGUGGUGACAAGGCAUGGUUUGAUGCCAUUGAUAGUCAUCUUACUUGGCAUAGAGAUACCAACGAAUCGGAUCAGGUGGUGAAUAGCGCAUAUUCAAUACCAAACCCCGAAAUAGUUCUAGUUUUACUCAUACAUAUACAAGAAUCGGGUAUAGUAUCAAAACCAUACCUGAUUGUGGUUUCUUCCAGUGACUCGUCAAAGUAGCAAGACAUCUCAGAGGGGGGCGUCGCGUGGGCAUUCCACAGUGAGUGGAGGACAGAACAGCAGUGCUUCUUCUUCAGUCUUCCCUUUCACAGAACAGAACAUAACCAUUUCCUCUCCUUUCUCGUCAAUUAUUAGGUUUAGGGUUGGUUUUGUCCCAUAUAUAUAUAUGUCCCUAGGUGGGUCGAGAUGAGAUCCGAACAAACCUAAAUCGACCCAAAAGAAGCUCCUUUUUGAUUCUCAAUCAAAUCCAGCUUAAUUAAGAACCCACCUCCUACCUAAUUCAUGCCAAUCAAAUCUUUGUUUGGUCCAAAGUGGGAUGCUAGUUAAAUCAAUGAUCGUGUUAAGU
Linum trigynum is the source of this 5605-nucleotide messenger RNA. The record is from the annotation of a GenBank genome assembly. NCBI's taxonomy places the organism in Eukaryota, Viridiplantae, Streptophyta, Magnoliopsida, Malpighiales, Linaceae.